AAGUCUUCUAAUAAUCUUUAAAUCCUUAACCAUGAAGUACAUCGCCUCAAUUGCCGCUCUCUGCCUUUCAAUGGCGGCAACCGUCUUCUCUCAGGCCACUCCCAGCACCGAUGGAACUUGCGGAGGAGCAACUGGAUACACAUGCACAGGCACAACAUACGGGACCUGCUGUUCCCCCUACGGAUACUGGUAUGUCACCUCCUCCCGUUUUUCCCACCCCAAGUAACAGAACCAAUGAGUAACCCCUUCAUAGUGGAAGCACGACGGCUCACUGCGGUGGUGGCUGUCAGCCCACCUUCGGAACCUGCACCGGAACCAACGAGACGCCAGACGGCAGCUGUGGACCCGCAUUCAACAACUACAUCUGCACACCAAACUUCGGGAAUUGCUGCUCCGCAAGCGGAUGGUGUGGAAAUAGCGGUGCUUACUGCGGCGCUGGAUGGUUUGCCCUCCCUCGCUCUCUGCUCCCACGAUCCCGCCUGCUAAUGGUGUUUGCUUGAUAGUCAGGGAAGCUACUCCUCCGCUGGUGCUUGUUUGACCUCCGGCAUUCCGUCUGUUGACGGGACUUGCGGUGGGACCAACGGAUAUACCUGCACUGGUGGUGAGUUCGAUGGCCAAUGCUGCUCUCAGUAUAAGUAUUGCGGAAGCACCACAGGCCACUGCUCAGCGUCUGAGGGAUGGUGAGUCUUUCUCUACCCAGCUGUCAAUUAUUGACCGGAAGUUAACUGUUAGAUAGUCAACCCGCGUUCGGGGCUCCGUGCACCUAAGUGCAUAAUC
This is a messenger RNA of Tuber aestivum (summer truffle), 777 nucleotides long. The record is from the annotation of a GenBank genome assembly. NCBI's taxonomy places the organism in Eukaryota, Fungi, Ascomycota, Pezizomycetes, Pezizales, Tuberaceae.